UUAACUUAACAGUGGUCUGAAGAUGGCGACGUCCAGUCGCUCUCCGCUGCUGCUGCUGCUGUUAUCAUCCGUGUGUCUCUGCAGUUUUGGACCCGUCUUCGGCCUGAAGGCUGCCAGCGGUCCCGCCGUGCCGCCCAACCCGGCCGUCCUCAGAGCCGCCGAACCGCAAGCCAAGGAUGCACCUGCUGCCGCCGCCGCCGCCGCUGCCGCCGCUGGGGCCUCACAGCCUCGAAGGACGACCGGUUGGAAGCUGUCGGAAGAAGAGGCCUGCAGAGGAGACCUGACCCGGCUCUGCCCUAAACACACCUGGGCCAACAACCUGUCCGUGCUAGAGUGCCUCCAAGACCGUAGAGAGGAAACUGACAUUGCUCCUGCUUGCAACCAUCUCCUUUGGAACUAUAAAUUUAAUCUGACCACAGACCCAAAGUUUGAGUCAGUGGCUGUGGAGGUUUGCAAGAGCACCAUCACUGAGCUGAAGGAGUGCAAUGAGGAGGAGCGUGGGAGGGGCUACCUUGUGUCCUGUCUGGUCGAUCACCGUGGCAACAUCAGCGAGUACCAGUGUAACCAGUACAUCACCAAGAUGACCAGUAUUAUCUUCAGUGACUACCGACUGAUCUGCGGCUUUGUGGACAAAUGCAAAGAAGAUAUUAACAACCUACGCUGCGGCAGCAUCAAUAUAGGACACAAGGACAUCCACUCGCAGGGGGAGGUAAUCGCUUGUCUGGAAAAGGCACUUGUGAGGGAGGCGGAGCAACAAAAUGGGGUUCACGCAAUCAAAGAGGAGUGUCAAAGGGCGAUUCUGCGAGUGGCAGAGCUGUCGUCGGAUGACUUUCACCUCGACCGACAUCUCUACUUCUCCUGCCGAGAUGACCGCGAGAGAUUCUGCCAGAAUAUUCAAGCAGGGGAAGGAAAAGUCUACAAGUGUCUGUUCAACCACAAGUUUGAAGAGGCCAUGUCAGAAAAGUGCAGAGACGCACUGACUACCCGCCAGAAGCUGAUCUCACAGGACUACAGGGUCAGUUACUCUCUGGCUAAAGCCUGCAAGCUUGACCUGAGGAAGCAUCGCUGCAGCAUCGACAGCAACCUGCCCCGAGCUCGCGAAGCCCGACUCUCAUACCUGCUACUGUGUUUGGAGGCCGCCGUGCACAGAGGUCGUCCGGUCACCGGCGAAUGCCAAGGGGAGAUGCUGGACUAUCGGAGGAUGCUGAUGGAGGAUUUCUCUCUAAGUCCAGAGAUUGUGCUCCACUGCAGGGCUGAGAUUGAGACUCACUGCUCAGGCCUUCACCGCAAAGGUCGCACUCUGCAUUGCCUGAUGAGGAUCGGACGCAAUGACCGCAGUGCCACUGUCGACAGUGUGUGCCAGAGUGCACUUCAGACUUUAAUCCAGUCUGCCGACCCCGGGGCCGACUACAGGAUUGACAGAGCGCUGAAUGAGGCCUGUGAAUCCGUCAUCCAGACAGCCUGCAAGCAUAUCCGAAAUGGAGACCCAAUGAUCUUGUCUUGUCUGAUGGAGCAUCUGUACACGGAGAAGAUGGUGGAGGACUGUGAGCAUCGGUUGUUGGAGCUGCAGUAUUUCAUAUCCAGGGACUGGAAAUUGGACCCGAUUCUCUAUAAGAAAUGUCAAGGAGAUGCUGCCCGACUGUGCCACACACACGGGUGGAAUGAGACCAGUGAGCUGAUGCCGCCAGGCGCCGUCUUCUCCUGCCUGUAUCGCCACGCCUACCGCACAGAGGAGCAGGGCCGCCGGUUAUCUAGGGACUGCAAAAUGGAGGUUCAGCGGAUUCUCCACCAGAGGGCGCUGGAUGUGAAGCUGGACCCUGAGCUGCAGAAGCGCUGCAUGACGGACCUUGGGAAGUGGUGCAGCGAGAAGACAGACACGGGACAGGAGUUGGAGUGUCUGCAGGAGCAUUUGGAGGACCUGGUGUCUGCCUGCAGGGAUGUCGUGGGCAACCUGACGGAGUUAGAAUCAGAGGACAUCCAAAUAGAUGCGCUGCUAAUCAGAGCGUGUGAGCCCAUGAUCCAGGCCCACUGCCGGGAUUUGGCAGACAACCAAAUCGACACUGGUGAUCUCAUGGAGUGUUUGGUUCAGAACAAACAUCAAAAGGAAAUGAACGACAAGUGUUCGGUUGGUGUGACACACUUCCAGCUGAUUCAGAUGAAGGAUUUCCGCUUCUCAUAUAAAUUCAAGAUGGCUUGCAAGGAGGAUGUUCUUCGCUUGUGCCCAAACAUCAAAAAGAAGGUGGAUGUGGUCAUCUGCCUGAGUACCACCGUCAGGAACGACACGCUGCAUGAGGCCAAAGAGCAGCGGGUGUCCCUCAAAUGUCGUAAACAACUGCGGGUAGAGGAGCUGGAGAUGUCGGAGGACAUCAGGUUGGAACCAGAGUUGUACGAGCCCUGCAAGUCUGACAUCACUCGCCUGUGUCCCAACAUAGCUUUUGGCAACGCUCAGAUGAUCGAGUGUCUGAAGGAGCAGAAGAAGCAGCUCAGUCAGCGCUGCCACCAGCGGAUCUUCCGGCUGCAGGAGGCCGAGAUGACAGACCCCGAGCUCGACUACCAGUUGAUGAGAGUCUGCAAGCAGAUGAUUAAGAGGUUCUGCACUGAAGCCGAUGCCAGAAAUGUUCUUCAGUGUCUGAAGCAGAACAAGAACAGCGAGCUGAUGGAUCCAAAGUGCAAACAGAUGAUCACGAAGAGGCAGAUCACCCAGAACACAGACUACAGGUUGAACCCAGUGUUGAGGAAAUCUUGCAGAGCGGAUAUUCCCAAGUUCUGCCAGUCUAUCCUGAACAAAGGGAGUGAGGACAGCGAGCUGGAGGGUCAGGUGAUCGCCUGCCUCAAGCUCAAAUAUGCCGAUCAGAGAUUGUCUCCAGACUGUGAGGACCAGAUCCGAGUGAUUCUCCAGGAGUCUGCGCUGGACUACAGGCUGGACCCGCAGCUGCAGAUGCAUUGCUCAGACGAGAUCUCCAGGCUGUGUGCGGAGGAGGCAGCCGCUCAGGAGCAGACUGGUCAGGUAGAAGAAUGUCUGAAAGUGAACCUGCUCAAGAUCAAACAGGACGCCUGCAAAAAGGAAGUGCUGAACAUGCUGAAGGAGAGUAAAGCAGACAUCUUUGUAGACCCGGUCCUCCACACAGCCUGUGCCCUGGACCUGAAACAUCACUGUGCUGCUAUUACACCCGGCAGAGGAAGACAGAUGUCGUGUCUGAUGGAGGCGUUACAGGACAAGAGAGUUCGCCUGCAGCCUGAGUGUAAGAAAAGACUCCAGGAUCGCAUCGACAUGUGGAGCUACGCUGCGAAGGUGGCGCCAGCAGAGGGCUUCUCAGACCUGGCGGUGCAGGUGAUGACGUCGCCCUCCAAGAACUACAUCCUGCUCAUGAUCGCACUGAGCAUGUGCAUCCUCUUCCUGGUGGGGCUGCUGUGCGGUCGCAUCACCAAGCAUGUGACCAGAGAACUGAAGGACCGGUAGAGUUCACCCGCCGCCCUUCCCCUUCCUCCCUUUCUCCGCUUCCAGUCCGUCAAACUUUCAGCUUUGUGGUCAAAUUCCGCCAGACGCCAAAUCAAAGCAUUUCUUCAGUCGCUUCUUUCCCCCCUCCGGAGAACAUUAUUUGGCGUGGGACAUGAAAAGUGUCAAAUCGGCACUUUCAGGCUUGACUGAGAACUGCUCCCCCUCCCAACCUCCUGUUUUUAGUCAUAUUUAAGAAACUUGGAGCAUGCAGAGAUCCUCAAGAGAUCUUUUUUUUUUUUUCCAAGAGACUUCCUGAAACGCACAAGCAGCAGUUUCAAACAACGAGGCAAACUUUUUCCCGCUUGUACAGGAAGAUCAACCUGCUUGCCAUGACCACCAGUGUUCUCUUUGCAUUACGUAUCUGUUCAAAUUUUGUAUAUCUAUGCCAUUUUUUUAUUGUUCUAUCAUUGUUGCUGAUGGGAUUUGUGCUCGUGAAGCCAAAGGAUGCAGUAUCAAGUCAUCACUGAGUGCAGGUGGCGUUUACAACAGGUGACCGGAGUGCAAGCUCCAACUUUUCGGGGGCAUUGAGACUCGUUACGCAUAUUUUUGUCCACUCCAACAAGCCUGUUGCUCGAAGACGCCACUCGUUUUUUAUAGCCCCAUGGCCUCAACAGUAUGGCUUCAUUCAGGAGAGUCCAAACUUUUUCCAGCGAGGGCCACAUUGUGAAAAAUGAAAGGAUGCAAAUUUGCCACUUGGAUAUUUUGUACACAUGUAGAUAUGCUAAGAAGUUCUAUACUGUAUAUUUCAAGAAAAAACUGCAUCUCAGCUUUGUGAUAUCGGUGAAAAAACAUUAAUAUCAACUUUUAUCUUUGCUCUUUUUUCACAUUUUUGCAGGUUUUUUUUUAUUUCAACUUUCUUUUUAAAUAAUUUCUGUCAAUUUUCUUUUCAUAAUAUGAAUCCAACUAUUUUGACUUUCUUCAAAAUUUUCUUCUCUUAUGACUUUAUUCCCAUAAUAUUAUAACUUUUUCCCCCAACCUAAUUUUCCUAAAAUUCCAACUUUAUUUCAUUUUGUUUAUCAUAAUAUUACGACAUAAAAAUAUUUUUUUUCGUUAAUAUUUUAACUCUGCCACUAAAAUGAUUUUUCCUCAUAUUACAAGUUUAUUCUUGUAAAAUUGCUAUUUUAUUCUCGUAAUUAUGACUGUACUUCCAUAAUAGUUUGACUUUAUUCUUGUGACUUUUUUCUGCAAACUAAUGUUCCAAAAAUUACAACUUUAUUUUUAUUUUUCAUAUUAUGACUUUAAAAUGUUUUUUCUUUAAAAUAUAACCUUUAUACUACUAAAACGACAAGAAUGAUUUUUCCUCAUUACGUUAUUCUCAUAAGACUUUUUGCCAAUUAGAUUCCAAUUAUUUCUCUCAAUAUUUUCACUAUUGUAAAAUUACUACUGAUUUUUCCAUUUUUGCUGUUUUUUUUUUGUAGUUUUCUUUUUAAAUGAGUCUUUGAAUGUGCCAAAAAAACAGCUGUGGGCUGCAAAUGGCCCCCAUGCCGCACUUUGGACACCGCCGGCUUAAUUCAAUAUAAUAUUUUUAGUAUUUCAUUUGAUAACAGAAAGCUGAGAUGUAGGCUGUUCUUCCUUUAAAUGCAGUUUUUUCCUCCGAAAAUAGGCUGUUUUUUUUUCCCACAGAAAACACAUCUCAUUCACUAUAAUUUAUGAAUACGUGAUAAUACAGGUAAAAUGUACAGUAUACAUGUACCAGUGUUUUAGAAAAAAAACACCAUUUUUACAUGUUUAUGUCUCUGAGCUUCACUGAUAAUGUUUUUUGAUCAGGCAUUGAGAUUUCACAUUCUUUGGCGGUCCUCAAAUGCACCAUAGUUGUGUGCUCCACAAGCACUCUGGCUUCAACCGCAUAACCGAUGACUUUUGGCUCGUGAUUCACAAAGCUGACCUCCUCUAUUCCCACUCAGUGCUGUGAUAGACUAGUGUGCUUCUCCACCAGAGUGGGCUGGGGUAGGCUCCAGCCCGUGGCCUUGAGCAGGUUAAGUGGUAUAGAUGUUUAUUUUUGAAGAUGGCAGCUAUGUAAAGUUGUCGUCGCCCUUGCUGUGUUGCUGCGUUAGCAACAGCUAAUGUAGCGUGAAGCCUCCAGCAAAGAGGAGGAAGAGAUUGGCUAACCUCGCCAUCGCCCCCGCCCCCCUGGUGUGCGCCCUCCCUCAAGGCCUUCACACUCGGGUGGAAAGAAACUGCAAACACUACAACUGAAGAUGCAAACAGACGGCACACUUUUUUUUUGUACGAUUUCCUUUGUGUGAUUUUACAUGAGUCUGAAUAAGUCCAAGAAUCAAAGUAAAAAUACCCAUUCUCUAUUUAUAUGCAAGUAUGCAACGCAUCUUGUUUUCAGGUUGUAACAUGGAAUAUGAAGAUGGAACAGAAUUAUUGUGACAUUUUAUUUUGCUGUACAGAUAAAAAUGUUAAUUUAAUAAAAAUG
Molecule: messenger RNA, 5921 nt
Organism: Dunckerocampus dactyliophorus (ringed pipefish)
Lineage: Eukaryota; Metazoa; Chordata; Actinopteri; Syngnathiformes; Syngnathidae
Product: Golgi apparatus protein 1-like
Exons: 26
Coding region: 23-3460 (1145 amino acids)
Cellular component (GO): Golgi membrane
Molecular function (GO): fibroblast growth factor binding
Source: RefSeq, a predicted model, not a curated record